GAAAGCAGCCAAACUGAUGAUGUUGCACUCGAUAAUCCAUUAUUGCGUGGGGCUUCUGUAGCGAUAAGCGAGGAAUUAAAUGGCUUUCUAAGAAGAUUAUUUGAUAAAACUGUGAUCGAAAUUUGAAACAAACAUGCAAUCCGCUGUGCUUUUACUCCUUGUGGUUCAUCUCGCAUAUGCUCGAAAACACACUCUGCAAUAUUUAUACACUUCCAUUUCUGGAGACGAUGGUGUAUUUACUACAGUUGGUCUGGUGGAUGACAGUCAGUUUAUGUACUUUGACAUCAACACGAUGAAAGCUUCACCAAGAACAGAAUGGAUGAGACCGAGUGAAAUCACAGAUUACUGGAAAAGUCAGACAGCAGUAAUGAUUCGUGAACAUAAUUGGGUUAGAAACAAUGUCCCGACAAAGUCAACAGAUAUGCACACACACCAGCUAGUAUAUGGCUGUGAAUGGAAUGAUGAGACUGGAAAAACAAAUGGGUUCCGGAAGUUAGCAAUUGAUGGAGAGGUUUUCCUGUAUCUGGAUCUGAAGAGGAUGGCAUGGAUAUCCCCAAUGCAGCACGGCUUCAACAUUCAACAGAAGUGUAACAAUAAAACCAUUUCUCUUGCGUACUGGAAAGACUACCUUGAAAAUGAGUGCAUUGAGAAUUUGAAGAAGUUCUUACAGCUUGGAGAGAGCAGCCUGGAGAAAACAGUCUCUCCUCAGGUGUCUCUUUUGCAAAAGAAUGCCUCCUCUCCAGUCUUGUGUCAUGUCACAGACUUUUAUCCCAGUAAUGUUACAAUCACCUGGAUGAAAAACGGACAAGAGCAUUAUGAGGAUGUGAAGGCUGGUAAACUUCUUCCUAAUGAGGAUGGGACCUUCCAGAAGACCGUCGCCCUGAAGACUCAACCUGAUGAGUGGAGGAGCAAUGAGUUCAGCUGUGUGGUGGAGCACCAGAGCAGAACCAUCAGAAAGACACUCACAGAGAACGAGAUCAGGACAAACGAUAAACCAUCUGCUCCUGUUGGCAUGACUGUUGCUGUUGUUUCUGUGGGGACUCUGUUGCUCAUAACCGCAAUCAUCGGGUAUUUGUUAUAUCAGAGGAAAAGGAAGACGGGAUUUGUUCCUGCUAAAUCCUCUGACAGCGGCUCUGACAGCUCAAGUCAGACAGCAGCCGAGGCUUGAGAUCAGAUCAGAAGAACGACUGAAGAGCAUUAUCUGUACUCACUCAUGGAACAUAAAGACUAAAGAGGCCUCAUUCUGAAGAUCUCUUUUACUUCUACAGUAAAUGUCUGUUCUUAACUAGAAAUCAUUUAUUCAUUUCAUCAUCUUUGUCUUUUUUUUUUUUAAGGUACAAGUAAUAUGUCUAUAAUUUAUCUGAGCCGUGACUGAGGGUCCGCCCAGGUGAUAUAUCAUAUCAAACAUUUAAAUGUUUGACUUAACCUUUAUGAAAUCACAUUUCAGUGAGGGAGAUUUUGUUGCUUUCUUAUUUUCUUGAUUGAGCUUAUUCUGUGCAGUGUUAGGUGUUGUGUCUCUUCUUUCAGACAGCUGAGGUUCAGUUCCCAUUAGCUCAAGACGCCACAUGAUCUUGAGAAAAUAAGAUAUUGGCUAGAUUUUCCUCUCUAACCAUCUUUUCUCUCCAGAAGUGGCUUAUAAGCAUGAU
Carassius carassius (crucian carp) is the source of this 1646-nucleotide messenger RNA. RefSeq names its product major histocompatibility complex class I-related gene protein-like. The record is from RefSeq and is a predicted model, not a curated record. Gene Ontology annotation, cellular component: external side of plasma membrane. Lineage: Eukaryota; Metazoa; Chordata; Actinopteri; Cypriniformes; Cyprinidae. Gene Ontology annotation, biological process: immune response. The coding region runs from base 134 to 1168 and encodes 344 amino acids. The transcript has 9 exons.